Rotaria sordida is the source of this 762-nucleotide messenger RNA. The record is from the annotation of a GenBank genome assembly. NCBI's taxonomy places the organism in Eukaryota, Metazoa, Rotifera, Eurotatoria, Philodinida, Philodinidae.
AUGGUGUCUCGUAAUGGUGAUUUAUUAAGUUUUGUUCUUGGUCUUACAUCAGGUAUAAUUGCUUUAAUCAGUUUAAUAUUAACUUGUACCGGUGUUGCUCUUCCAUCAUGGUACAUUGGAACAACUGCUAAUAAUACAGAUGUUAUAUCUGAAGCUAAUUUAUUUUAUGCUUGUUUUGCUUCCAAUGUUAGUCAAGGAUCAAUUUCAAAAACAUUGACCUGUACUUCUUAUAAUUCGUAUAAAUGUUCAACAACAUCUUAUAAAAAUACAGUAUUAAAUGUAACAGCAUAUAUAUCUGGAUGUAUAAAUCCUACAAAUAGCUCAUCAACAUUUUUAAAUGAAGUUGGACCAAUUUAUCAAAUAUUAAUUGAUGAUUUUUAUCGUUUACGUAAUGCUGCUAUUUUUUCAAUAAUAACAAUACUUUGUAUAUUGUUUUCAACAAUAUUUGCAUUUCUAACUGCAAUCAUUCUAUUAAAUAUUUAUUUAGUUUUUCUUGCACCAAUACUUGCUUGUAUAGGUAUCAUUUUUGGUAUAUGUUGUUUGGCAUUUGCUGGUUCUGUUUUAAAUUAUACAGGUGUUGCUUUUGCUUUAUUUGUCGUUGGAGUUUUACUUGAAGUUAUUGUUACAACAUUAUUAUCAAUUGUGGCUGGAAGAUUAAAUCAAAUAGAAAAAAUAGUUGAAAAUAAAGACAAUAAACAAAUAUUUACACAUCGUAGUGGUGCGCCUAUUUAUUUUCAACAUGUAUAUAAACGAAGAAUUUAA